AUGGGACGAUUUGGUCGUGAAGUAAUAUCAGUACACGUUGGACAAGCAGGUGUACAAAUUGGAAAUGCUUGUUGGGAAUUAUAUUGCUUAGAACAUGGUAUCCAACCAAAUGGUAUGAUGGCAGGUGAUCAAGCAAUUGAUCACGAGGAUAUUUCAUAUAAUACUUUUUUUGCUGAAACUAUUUAUGGUAAACAUGUUCCACGAACAAUUUUUAUUGACUUAGAACCAACUGUUGUAGAUGAAAUACGAACCGGAACUUACCGAUCGUUAUUUCAUCCGGAACAACUUAUAUCCGGAAAGGAAGAUGCAGCAAAUAAUUACGCCCGCGGUCAUUAUACUAUUGGAAAAGAAAUUAUUGAUGUUUGCAUUGAUCGUAUAAGACGUAUGAGCGAUAUGUGCAAUGGUUUACAAGGAUUUUUAAUUUUUCAUUCAUUUGGUGGUGGUACUGGAAGUGGUUUUACAGCAUUACUUAUGGAACGUUUAUCAGUUGAUUAUGGCAAAAAAUCAAAACUUGAAUUUAGCAUUUAUCCUGCUCCAAGGAUUAGCACAGCAGUUGUUGAGCCAUAUAAUUCCGUUUUAACAACUCAUACAACCUUAGAACAUUCCGAUUGCUCAUUUAUGGUUGAUAAUGAAGCAAUUUAUGAAAUUUGCCGAAAAAAUCUUUCUAUAACAAGUGAGCGUGCAUUUCAUGAGCAGUUAACAGUACCUGAAAUAACACGGCAAUGUUUUGAACCUGGUAAUCAAAUGGUUAAAUGUGAUCCAAGACAAGGAAAAUUUAUGGCAUGCUGUUUACUUUUUAGAGGUGAUGUGGUACCUAAAGAUGUUAACGUGGCUAUAGCAGCAAUAAAAACAAAACGUUCAAUUCAAUUUGUUGAUUGGUGUCCAACAGGUUUCAAAGUUGGUAUUAACUAUCAACCACCUACAGUUAUACCUGGCGGUGAUUUAGCAAAACUUCAACGAGCUGUUUGUAUGUUAGCUAAUACAACAUCAAUUGCUGAAGCCUGGGCUAGGCUUGAUUAUAAAUUUGAUUUGAUGUAUGCAAAACGAGCAUUUGUUCAUUGGUAUGUUGGCGAAGGAAUGGAGGAAGGUGAAUUUGCAGAAGCACGCGAGGAUUUAGCAGCAUUGGAAAAAGAUUAUGAAGAAGUAGCUCUGGAUAGUUUUGAUGAUUACUAA
Messenger RNA from Brugia malayi, 1173 nucleotides. RefSeq lists its product as uncharacterized. Gene Ontology annotation, biological process: microtubule cytoskeleton organization; mitotic cell cycle. The transcript is spliced from 10 exons. Gene Ontology annotation, cellular component: microtubule; cytoplasm. Lineage: Eukaryota; Metazoa; Nematoda; Chromadorea; Rhabditida; Onchocercidae. Bases 1 to 1173 code for a protein of 390 amino acids. The record is from RefSeq and is a predicted model, not a curated record. Gene Ontology annotation, molecular function: structural constituent of cytoskeleton; GTP binding.